This is a messenger RNA of Eucalyptus grandis, 2022 nucleotides long. RefSeq names its product transcription factor bHLH87. Gene Ontology annotation, biological process: regulation of DNA-templated transcription. Bases 413 to 1729 code for a protein of 438 amino acids. The record is from RefSeq and is a predicted model, not a curated record. Lineage: Eukaryota; Viridiplantae; Streptophyta; Magnoliopsida; Myrtales; Myrtaceae. The transcript is spliced from 3 exons. Gene Ontology annotation, molecular function: DNA-binding transcription factor activity; protein dimerization activity.
AAAAAUUGAGUCAUGUCUCCAUCAUCUGUAUCUUAUCUCUAUUUAUACAAACCUAGUCUUCCACAGGAACACACUUGUGUACUAGAUCAAAAGGCGCUCUCAUCAACCUCAGCUGAUCAACGUCUCAUGCAUAGGCUAGCUUUUCAACUUCUUCUCUCAUAGCAAUCCUCAAUGAUAUGAUGGAUAUAUAUACGGGACAGAUGGAGUCAUCAAUGUCAUAACCUUUUAUCACAAGUCAAAAAGAGUUUCUCCCAUCUCUAUUCAUCACUAAACAUUCCUUUUCUUGGAGAUCCAUAAGUUGCAGAGGCAUGAAACUGGAUCAGGAAUAAAUAAGCGAUCGCCUGGAUAUCUUUUUGGGUCAUUUUUCAAGAGUGUGCACAGAUUAGUGCGAUCAAUAUUGAUAUCAUCAGUGAUGGAGGAUUUUGGGUGGCCAAGAAGCGUGCAAGUCGCGGACAACCUGACGUCGCUUUGGAGCAUUAAUCAGCAACAGAACAAUAACGGGAGCUUCAACACCAAGUCCAAAUCAAACAGCUGUGGAUUUAGUGGUGGUGGUAACACAGAUCAUCAUCAUCAUCUUCUUGUGGAGUUAGCUGGCACGUUCAAGAAUAAUUCAGAUAAUAUUGAGCUUCAAAAGGUGAAACAAAUUGCCAACUCUAGCCCUGAAAUAAUGCCUCAUCCAGUCGCUCCACCUAUGAUGGAGGAGGCCAUGGGUGUCUUUUCCAACUCGGCGGUCGAGCUCUCGCCAUGUCUGGUCAGUAACUUUUGCUCCAUGAACACAUUUACGGCAGCUCCUCCUAUAGCCAAGAAUGUCGGCGUUUCCAGCGAGUUCGACUGCUUCCUCUCUGGAACCAAUCAUAACACUAUCGACGCGGACACAUCCAUCGAAGAGGACAGCAUCGUAUCCAACGUUAUUUUCUCUGAAUCUGGAAGCUUUUGGAGCAACUUCGCCAACACUUCUUCCGCAAGAACAGCAGUAUCAACUGGAGAGUCUGAUCACGUGCAUCAUCAUCCCAGCCAUGAAGCCAAUAUGGCCUCAGGUCAUACAUCCGCAGACAAAGCGGCUAACGGAACGACGUCGUUUUUCUCCAAGAGAAAGAACGUCAACUUCGGCAACAUGAAUAACCUUUUUGAACCGGAUUCUCAUGCCGGAGGAGGAUUCAAGCUUGUCUCUGAGGUCCCAUCAAGGCCUAACAAGAGGCCCCGGUCGCAAAAGCAAAUCUUCACCACGCCGACGACCUCUUCGUCAUCGAAGAACAUCAACUUUCAGCAACAGCCGUCAUCAUCCGGGUCUUAUUCCUCCGUAGACCAAGAGCCAGACCCGGAAGUCAUUGCCCAGAUGAAGGAAAUGAUCUACCAGGCUGCAGCCUUCAGGCCCGUGAACUUGGGCUUCGAGGCGGUGGAGAAGCCAAGGAGGAAAAAUGUGAGGAUAUCGAGUGACCCGCAGACGGUGGCGGCAAGGCAAAGGAGGGAGAAGAUCAGCGAGCGGAUAAGGGUUUUGCAGAUGCUGGUCCCCGGCGGGAGCAAGAUGGACACGGCGUCGAUGCUCGACGAGGCCGCUAGCUACCUCAAGUUCCUUCAGUCCCAAGUGAAGGCGCUUGAGAGCUUUGCCAAGGAUAACAACAACAGCUUUGCGUUCUCUUCUUUGCCUUUUGGCCACUCUUUUGUUCCCAUGCAAAGUCAUCAUCAUGAUCUCCAAAACCCUUUUGUCAACCCAUUUCAUCCUCACUGAGGAAGGUUAGGUUUGACCUCUCCUUUUUUGCACGGCUUUCGAGCGGUUAUUGCAUGGACAGCGUCUGCGCGGAUUGGAUUCGGGUUGCGAUCAAUGGACCACGCAAUUGUCGAAGAAUGGAUGAUCGCCAUGGAUGAUCUAAUCCUACCGUUGACUGCAUUUGUGACGAGGAUUUUUGUUCAAGCCUACAAUAGAUCUGACUCAAAAAAAAAAAAAUCUAAUCUUUCUGCUAAUCAUGUCUUUGAAUUCUUUGUAAUGACCGUCUCCUCUCAAAAUACAUUUCAUGUUUGUAA